Messenger RNA from Capsella rubella, 1485 nucleotides. RefSeq lists its product as uncharacterized. NCBI's taxonomy places the organism in Eukaryota, Viridiplantae, Streptophyta, Magnoliopsida, Brassicales, Brassicaceae. The transcript is spliced from 2 exons. Bases 88 to 1179 code for a protein of 363 amino acids. The record is from RefSeq and is a predicted model, not a curated record.
GAAGCGCACGUACGUAGUCUCUUCUCUCUUCAGUUUUGAGACUCUCUCUCUUUAGCCUCCACCGAGAGAGAGAAGGUAGACGGCGCCAUGGAAAGGCUUCUGCAACCUUCUUCUUCUUCUUCCAAAUUGGUUCCUUCAAGGACGACUUCUCCUUUCCUUCCUCGUCUCCGCUCAUCGACUCUGGGCUUUGUCUCAUCUCACCGUCCCGAGUCACGCCGACUCAGCUCGAUUUCCUGCAACAGUUUCCAGAACCCAUCGGCGUAUAUGCCUCUAGGAUCUAAUAAGACUAACAAUUCCUUCAAUGGCUCUCCCAAAUCGGAAGAAUCGAGGAAACCUAAUCCUGGGUUUCUCCAACGGAUCGUCACGACGGCUUCUCAGCAGCGAAAGACAUUAUCUUCUGGAACGGUCAUACUAAUCUCUGCAGUAGCUGCGCUUUUGCUUAACCCGCUUCUUGCACCACCUGCUUUCGCUAGCUUCCAAACCGCAGCUAAAACAGGUUGGCUAACCAGUGCCUGGACCGGUUUCCUCGCUGGUUGCUUGCACACGCUAUCAGGACCCGAUCACCUUGCUGCUUUAGCUCCACUUUCAAUCGGACGCAGCAAAAUGGAAAGUGCUGCUGUUGGAGCUCUUUGGGGAUGUGGGCACGACGCUGGUCAAGUCAUCUUUGGUUUACUGUUUCUGCUACUUAAAGACCGGCUUCACAUUGAGGUAUUACAAACCUGGGGUACAAGAAUUGUGGGACUGACACUUGUCAUCAUUGGUGCUAUGGGAAUCAAAGAAGCUUCCGAGAUUCCAGAACCUUGUGUCGCCUUGGAAACCGACAUCAGCAUGGUAUCAACAGAGAAAGAGGCCUUACCAACGCCCAAAAAGAAGAAGAUCGGGUUUGCUACAUUUGCAACUGGAGUGGUUCACGGGUUGCAACCGGAUGCUCUGAUGAUUGUUUUGCCUGCAUUGGCUCUGCCAUCUCGGUUAGCAGGGUCUGCAUUUCUGAUCAUGUUUCUGGUUGGGACAGUUAUCGCAAUGGGAAGUUACACAGCGUUUAUUGGGUCUUGUAGUGAGGCAUUGAAAGAGAAGGUUCCAAGGAUCACAGAGAAACUAACUUGGGCUUCAUCUCUUGUGGCUAUUGGUCUUGGACUGGGAAUUGUCAUCAGCCCUUUCUUUGGUUUUAGCCUCUACUGAGAAAGUAAGAGCUUCUUCUUCAGAUAGACGAGAGAAGUUGAUAUCUUUGUAGCUCUAUAGAAGAAAAGAGAGUUUUUUUUUUUUUUGGUUCAUUCAAUUUACUAAUGCUUGUACGAACAAAACCUCGUAAUCCUUGCUUCUGAAACUCCCUCUCGACGAAAACCAUUUCGUGAUUCUUUUUCUUUUUCACUUGAUUUUAAGAUAAGUUUGGCUUUGGUUCUUAGUGAUCGAACCAUUUGCAUGUAACCAUAAUUUGUAAUAUCAAUGUAUUCUUUAUCAAAUUAUGAAUGUAUUCCUGCCAACUAA